Messenger RNA from Leucoraja erinaceus (little skate), 3063 nucleotides. It is a transcript of the gene pif1, whose product is annotated as PIF1 5'-to-3' DNA helicase homolog (S. cerevisiae). The record is from RefSeq and is a predicted model, not a curated record. Lineage: Eukaryota; Metazoa; Chordata; Chondrichthyes; Rajiformes; Rajidae. Gene Ontology annotation, molecular function: DNA helicase activity; ATP hydrolysis activity. Bases 457 to 2388 code for a protein of 643 amino acids. Gene Ontology annotation, biological process: DNA repair; telomere maintenance. The transcript has 13 exons.
UGUCUAUUUCACCCAACGUUGCAGCAGAAGCCGCGGCGGAAACGUCACAAUGGAAAGCCGGCAGAUACAAGUGCGAUUGGUCAGAAAUUUAAAGCGCCCUGCUUUGAUUGGUGUAAAUAACGCCGGCAAGUUUGAAAUUGCAGCGGACGGGGUGAGCGACUGAAAGAUGCAUUGGCACCAAAGAUACUAAAGCAAGAGCCUUCUGUGAUUUUUAAUUGUCACGCUGGAAGCUCACAGUCUAUGGUCGGGAGGGAGUGAAAAUACAUUUUUCUUAAUUUUCAAUGUGCGAAUACUUCAUUGGCAAGAAAAUAUCUGCUGCUUGGGAUCUGCUGGUUGCCGAGUAAAGUCAUUCCGGGACAAUCUACAUGAGAACGUGAGAGGCAAGAAUCUCGACUGAGUACAUACAGCCGUGUAAACCCACGGGCUGCAGCAUCUUCAGCUUCUACUGGGAGUAGAAUGUUCCCUGCUUCUGGUGUGGAGGUGCAGUGCAGUGUUGCAGUGGAAUACCUCAACCAGGCUGGUCAAGCCACCAAACGCAAAAAUAGCCGCAAUGCCACGGUCACACUUGGGCGCAACGAAUUUCGAGAGAUUCUGCUCCUUGUACACGAUGGGAAGCUGUCACAAAAUUUUGUCUUGCGUGAAAUCCAGCUUUUUACUCGCUUCACUCGGGAUGGGAAAAGUACCAUCAAAUUGAUUCCUGAAAAUAUUCAGAUCCUUAUUUCAAACUGCCCACCUGACAAACUGCAAAUACUUUUGAAAACACUAUCCAUUAAGUAUGCUGCAGAUAAAAAGAUCAGCAAACCAGUCAGUGACCGAACACGCCUGGUCUCCACACUUCCACGGAUCUUUGAUACAAUUAGUCCUGUGCAGGCCCAGGAUGUGGAAAGAGCGAAACUUCAGAUGCAGAGGAAUCUGCAGUCACCAACUUCUACUAAAGGAUCAAGGAAUCAAAUGGGUAACAGUCGUCCAAACAAGCAGAUCAAGCGAUCUCGGACCACCUCAUCAGAAAACUGCCUGAGUGCAGAGCUGAAACCCUCCAAAAAGCCCACGUUGUCACUGCCAAUGGGAAGGAAACUCUCCAAAGAACAGUCACAUGUUCUCGCCAUGAUCCUUAAAGGAAAGAAUGUCUUCUUCACUGGAAGUGCUGGAACUGGUAAGUCUUUCUUACUGAAGAGGAUUGUUGGAGCAUUGCCACCAAAGAAUACAUACACCACCGCCAGUACUGGAGUGGCUGCCUGUCAUAUUGGUGGAACAACCCUGCAUGCAUUUGCAGGAAUUGGAUCGGGAAAAGCUCCUCUGCAGCAAUGUGUAGAGCUGGCUCAAAGGCCUGGGAUCCUCAGCCACUGGCUAAAUUGCAGGCACCUUAUCAUCGAUGAAAUCUCCAUGAUAGAAGGAGAAUUCUUUGACAAGCUUGAAACUGUGGCCAGGAUUGUUCGAAAAUGCAAUGAGCCUUUUGGUGGAAUCCAGUUGAUAGUUUGUGGAGAUUUUCUACAGCUUCCUCCUGUGAGCAGGGCCAAAGAAAAGUAUAAGUUUUGCUUCCAGGCAAAAAGUUGGAGCAAGUGUAUGCAGGUGAACAUGGAACUAAAAGAGGUGCGAAGACAAACUGAUAAAACAUUCAUUGCAAUGCUGCAGGCAGUACGGCUUGGGAGAAUGCCCUUAAUUUUCAUCAGGUGUCCAGAAGAGGUGGCAAACCAAUUGAUCAACACUGCAUCGCGGAAGAUAGAUCGAGAUGGAAUUCUAGCUACUCGGCUUUGCACGCAUAAAGAUGAUGUGGAAUUCACUAAUGAAAAAAGGCUCCAACGAUUACCAGGGGAGAUGCUCACGUUUGAAGCUGUUGACAGCGAUCCUAUGUUGGGAGAAAUGUUAAACGCACAAUGUCCGGCAGGUCAAAAGCUGCAACUGAAGAAAGGGGCACAGGUGAUGCUGACCAAAAACCUGGAUGUACAACGAGGGAUGGUAAAUGGUGCUCGAGGUGUCGUCAUUGGCUUUGAACCUGGAAACAAACCAAUGCCCCAAGUCCGUUUUAUGUGUGGUGUAACAGAGACAAUAAAGCCAGAACGGUGGUUGGUGAAAGCCUUGGGCGGAAACUAUUUGACCAGACAGCAGCUGCCUCUGAAGCUGGCCUGGGCCAUCUCCAUUCACAAGAGCCAGGGUAUGACAUUGGACUGUGUGGAAAUUUCACUAGCACGAGUCUUUGAAAGUGGUCAGGCAUAUGUGGCUCUUUCUCGUGCACGCAGCUUGGAAGGACUCCGAGUGAUGGACUUUGACAGAAAAGUCGUCCAUGCCAAUCAUGACGUGUUGUGCUUUUACAGCAGAUUAAAAAAAGAACAGAUGCUGAUGCAGUCCUCAUUGGAUGGCUAUUUUGAAAUGGAAGAUCAAGAAAACUAAAACUACAGCAGAAUUUCCUGUGAAGAUCUCUCCUUCAUCGUUGUCGAUUUUAAUACUGAAUUACUGUAAAUUGUGUUAACUAUUUAAAAUAGAUAUUUAAAGUUAUCUUGACAUUUUUAUAUUUGUGAAUUGAUAAUGGGAUGAAACUAUGGUAUAACAAGAAAUCAAUUGUCUUGGAAUUAGAAAAUUUAAAACUUUUAAAAUUCCAAACAAUAUCCUUCUUUGGGCUCUCAAAUUAACUUUUAAUAAAUAAUUUAAUUAAAGUCUGUAUAGUAAUUAGAAAUAUCUUUUCACAUGAAAUGAUAAUCCUUUUACUGUCAAUUUUUUUGCUCUCCCUGUUGAUGGUUUGCCAGGUUAUUGUUUUAUAGUUUUAGAGUUAACUUUAUUUGCUGCUCUGUAUAUUUGACCCAUCACUUGAUUACACUGGUUUAUCCCAUUGAAUGGCAGUUCUGCUCCUUUGGAUACAAACAGCCUUUAUUACUUCCCUGCAGAUAAUGUCAUGGAGCUUGCAUUGGGAUUGGACAUCCUUUUUCAUGGCUUAAGUUAUUUAAUGGUUUCAGCAGCACUGUCAUUGAAUACUCCGACUACUUUAAAAAAAAAAAUAGUUUUCUGCAAAAAGGAAUUUCAUUCGAUUCAAGAACUCAACUACAAUAAAUGAAAUCAAAUUAAAUUAGA